AUGGCUCAGGACAAUAUCCAUGCCCUCGACCACUAUACGCAGAACAUCAUCAAGGAGUUUCACACCAAACUCAGUGCUGGCUUUCCUUUACCACCUGCAGUCCCAGGGCAGACUGAGACGCGACUUCCCCCGCACCAUUUUGAUACUGACAAGUACCUCCGUCCCGAUGACUCGGAUGAUAGUAAAGCUGUGAUUCCAGUGGUAUCCGGGGCCGAGGGAGUUGGAAUCAUCGGUGGCGGCAUCGGCGGACUCUAUGCCGCGCUGCUCCUAGAGGACUCGGACAUCAAGUACACCAUCUAUGAGGCGGAUAAUCGCAUCGGCGGGCGGCUGUACACAUACAGCGGCUUCCCCGACCGGCGAACUGUUUAUGACUACUACGAUGUCGGCGCGAUGCGCUUCCCGGACACGCCGAUCAUGAAGCCUGUGUUCGACCUCUUCAGAUUGCUCAGGCUGAAGUUGCUCGACUACUACUUGGUGGACCGGAACAGCAAUUCGACGCGGUGUUUCAACGACAUUGUCCGGCAGCGCGGUGAAGGCCCGAUUCUCCCGCAAGACUACAACAUAUACAACGUGCCCCAGUACUGGGGUAAGCAUGGGGUACACAAGAAUGUGGAAAAUGUCGUGCGGCCGUUCAAGGAUCGUCUGAAGUACGAUCAGGAAAAUGGGACGCAUGAUGGAUGGGCUCUCAUGAUGAAAUACGAUGUGUGGUCGAUGAGGGCGUACAUGGCCGGGAAUCGUAGCGACGAAGACAAGGACCUGGACAGCCUCGACCUCAUCCCGUACCCACUUGAAGUCGUCGAGUGGUGCGAGACGUUCGACCACUCGACUUCGUCGUACGACAAAGCCCUCACGGAGGUUGUCCUUGACAGCUUGGCAUUCGAGUAUGCUGAGCAUACCAAGUGGUACUGCAUCGACCGCGGAUCCAGCCAGCUGGCUGAGGAACUGAACACGUAUUUAAAGAAGAAGAAUGCAAACCACACGCUGCUCAGGGACACGCGCGUCACGGGUAUCCGCUUUGAUAGAGAGAAAAACUCGGUCAAUGUGCGCACCGAGCGGGGCGAGGAGGUCGCCUUCGGACACGUCAUCACGACCACGACUCUGCCGUGCCUGCGUGCGAUGAACACCUUGGAGGCGAACCUCGACUAUCUGCAGAAGAAUGCCCUGCGCUCGCUCCAGUACGGCCAAGCGGUCAAGAUCGGUGUCAAGUUCAAGACGGCGUGGUGGCAGAACGACGGGUUGAUGAAGAAGUUCGGCGCGUUCGGCGCGAUCAUUGGCGGCCAAUCCUUCACCGACUACAUGUCCCGCCGUGUUGUGUACCCGUCGUACGGCGUCGACGACAAGGUGCCGUCGUCCGUGCUCAUCGUGAGCUACGCGUCGACAGGCGAUGCACUCGCCUGGACAGGUCUCACGGGCUCCGGUGCCGAUGCGAUGAUUAAGCGCAGGGUCCUGGACGACCUCGUCGCCGUGCACUGCUUCGACAAGGCAGGACGCGCGUUCCUGGAGGAACAGUGGGAGGCGAUGCAUCCGUAUAGCUGGGGCACGGAUAAGAAUACAAUGGGUGCCUUUGCAUUCUUCGGCCCCGGUCAGUUCUGCGGCCUGUACACACACCUGACGCGCCCUGCCGCUGAGGGUAGACUGCACUUUGCGGGCGAGGUCAUGAGCGCGCGCCAUGCGUGGGUCGUCGGCGCCCUACAAGCGUCUCAUCGUGCUGUGUGGCAAAUCAUCGCGACCAGCUACCCGUCGAAGCUCAAGCGGUUCGAGGAGAGGUGGGGCCGCACAGAGGCGUGGACGAGGGAGUCUCUUCUGCGACAGGUCGAUGUGUCCGUCGAGCGUAUAUUCCCGCUCGGUAACUGAGGGGCUUUUCAUAUAAAUGAUGUUUGUGAUGAAUCGCAGCGUACACAUGAAAUAUGUAACGAAAAAUUCGCGUGCUGUUGUUCUUGCUAUGCAGAUGUUUGG
Molecule: messenger RNA, 1956 nt
Organism: Phanerochaete carnosa HHB-10118-sp
Lineage: Eukaryota; Fungi; Basidiomycota; Agaricomycetes; Polyporales; Phanerochaetaceae
Exons: 5
Coding region: 1-1854 (617 amino acids)
Biological process (GO): amino acid catabolic process
Molecular function (GO): L-amino-acid oxidase activity; polyamine oxidase activity
Source: RefSeq, a predicted model, not a curated record